UUUGGUGGCAUCGUGCUGAUCUUGUCUGGAGAUUUCUUUCAGUAUCCGCCAGUUGGUGGAAGUGCUCUAUACACACCCAUAUCUCGUUAUGCAGGCCAGACAGAUGACGAGGUACAAAAACGCUUGGGGCGUCUUGCAUGGAAGACGAUCAACACUGUAGUCACCCUCACAGAGCAGCAACGCAUGAAGACAGAUCCUGCAUAUGGUCAGGCUGUCAGCCGCCUCAGAGUGAGAGAAUGCACGUACAAUGACAUGGAGUUAUUCAACAGUCGGGUC
Messenger RNA from Suillus fuscotomentosus, 276 nucleotides. RefSeq lists its product as uncharacterized. The annotation marks the transcript as partial. The transcript has a single exon. Lineage: Eukaryota; Fungi; Basidiomycota; Agaricomycetes; Boletales; Suillaceae. The record is from RefSeq and is a predicted model, not a curated record.